AUGGGAAGAAAACUGAGAAACGUGCUGAUUUUCCUUCUCAUCAUCCUGGAGGAACCCAGCAUGCAAGAAGCUCAGUGCCUGUGUGAACCACCAUCACGUGUACUCUACUUGAGCCUGUGUGACAACCAAAUUACUACCAUCCAUUCCGGUAUAUUUGGGAAUCUGCCCCAUCUACAAGAGUUGUGGCUGGGGAAAAACCAGAUAGCUGUCAUCCAAUCUGGUACAUUCGCAAAUCUACCCAAGCUACAAAAGAGGACCAGGAAUCCUCCAUUAGGGCCAAAUCCCGGUGCUAUUGGGACAAACUCAAACACGGGAGUGUCUGUUAUGGCCAGUGAUCAAGAUCAUCAGUAUGAAGAUAUUGACAACCAUCAGGAUCAGACAGGGCAGGGUCAGUUUCAGACUAUCACUGAAUCCACCACAAACACCACAGCUACUCAACAUUCUGUUUAUAAAGAUGUGGACCAGUCUCAGACCACCACAAGCAUAGCUACUGUAAUGACAAGUGGCCAUGAUCAGACAGGACAGGGUCAGUAUCAGGCCAUCAAUGAAUCCCUGGAUGCUAGAAAUCUAUCUUAUGGCACCCGUCCGACUGCCUUGAGGGUAAAUUCUGUGUACACAAAAGUGGAAACACCAUGA
Messenger RNA from Branchiostoma belcheri (Belcher's lancelet), 636 nucleotides. RefSeq lists its product as uncharacterized. The coding region runs from base 1 to 636 and encodes 211 amino acids. The record is from RefSeq and is a predicted model, not a curated record. NCBI's taxonomy places the organism in Eukaryota, Metazoa, Chordata, Leptocardii, Amphioxiformes, Branchiostomatidae. Gene Ontology annotation, molecular function: signaling receptor binding. The transcript has 5 exons. Gene Ontology annotation, cellular component: endomembrane system.